Molecule: messenger RNA, 1401 nt
Organism: Exophiala dermatitidis NIH/UT8656
Lineage: Eukaryota; Fungi; Ascomycota; Eurotiomycetes; Chaetothyriales; Herpotrichiellaceae
Product: 2-methylcitrate synthase, mitochondrial
Exons: 1
Coding region: 1-1401 (466 amino acids)
Biological process (GO): tricarboxylic acid cycle; carbohydrate metabolic process
Cellular component (GO): mitochondrial matrix
Molecular function (GO): 2-methylcitrate synthase activity
Source: RefSeq, a predicted model, not a curated record
AUGGCUACCACCACACGAACAGCUCAAGCUGCCCUGAGGGCCCUGCGCUCUACUGCGCGACCUUCGACAUCGUUCACAUUUCGAACCUACGCAUCUGUCGCCGAGCCUGAUCUCAAGUCUACACUGCAAUCCGUCAUUCCUGAGAAAAGAGAGUUACUGAAGGAGGUCAAGAGCCAUGCCGAUAAGAAGAUUGGCGAUAUCACCGUUGGACAAGUCGUUGGUGGUAUGAGAACCAUGAAGUCCAUGGUUUGGGAAGGCAGUGUUCUGGAUGCUGAUGAAGGCAUCCGCUUCCACGGCAAAACAAUUGCCGACUGCCAGAAGGAGCUUCCAAAGGGCACUUCUGGCACAGAGAUGCUUCCGGAGGCUAUGUUCUGGCUUCUGCUAACUGGAAAAGUCCCAUCCACUUCUCAAGUCCGAGCUCUUUCUCGUGAGCUGGCCGAGAAGUCGGACCUUCCAGCCCAUGUGGUUAACAUGCUCCGAUCCUUCGACAAGAACGUUCACCCCAUGACGCAGCUGUCCUGCGCUGUGGCUGCCCUGAACACCGAGUCUUUGUUCGCCAAGAAGUACGCCGAGGGACUGAGCAAGGCUGAGUACUGGGAGCCUACAUUUGAGGACAGCAUCAACCUUCUGGCCAAGUUGCCCCGUGUCGCAGCAGCCAUUUUCGACAAGGCUGCUCUGGACAUCCCAGUUGAUAAGGACCAAGACUGGGCCUACAACUUUGCCAAGCUGUUAGGAAAGCCAGGCAAGGAGAACGAGGGCUUCCAGGAUUUGCUCCGUCUCUACUUGGCUCUUCACGGAGACCAUGAGGGUGGCAACGUCUCUGCCCAUGCCACCCACUUGGUCGGGUCUGCUCUCUCUGACCCGUACCUGUCAUACUCUGCUGGUCUGCUUGGUUUGGCCGGCCCUCUGCACGGUCUUGCCGCACAGGAAGUCCUCCGAUGGAUCCUGAAGAUGAAGUCGCAGAUUGGCGAAAACUACUCUGACCAGGAUGUCAAGGACUACCUGUGGGCUACUCUUCGCUCCGGCCAGGUCGUCCCGGGCUAUGGUCACGGUGUUCUCCGCAAGCCGGAUCCCCGUUUCAAGGCAUUGAUUGAUUUCGGUGAUUCUCGCCCGGAUAUUGCCAAGAACCCCGUCUACCGCCUAGUUAAGAAGAACAGCGAGAUUGCACCGGGCGUUUUGACUGAGCAUGGCAAGACCAAGAAUCCCCACCCCAACGUCGAUAGUGCCUCCGGCGUGCUCUUCCACCACUACGGCUUCCAAGAUCCUCUGUACUACACAGUCACUUUCGGCGUCAGCAGAGGCCUCGGCCCGUUGGCCCAACUUAUCUGGGAUCGUGCACUUGGUCUGCCCAUUGAGCGGCCAAAGAGCAUCAACCUUCAGGGAUUGUUGAAGCUCGUGUAG